AUUCAAGUGUACUUAUGUAUGUCAUUCGCUUUUUUACAUACUGAAGGGACAAAUAAUAAAAAUAAAAACGCGGUUAUCAUAAAUAAUUUUCUACGUCAACCAGGAUGGAAUAAUAUAAAUGAUGUCGAAUUAAUUAUGUAUUGGGGCAAAAACUAUGAACUGAAAGAUUUAUUUAUUAAACCUGUAACAUUAUAUAAUUGCGAUAAUUGCAUACGGCAAGCAACGAUAUUCCUUGAAUGUUCUUACGUUCAUGAUUUAAAUUUAAUGAUCUUAUCAUUAAAUAAAUUUCAAGAACAUUGUACUUAUCUUUUAAUUUCUGGUGAUGAUAGUGCGCACAAUUGUAAAGUCACACUUUUAACAAAAAUAAUUGAAAUUGUUCCGAUGGCAAAAUAUAUGAAAGGAGCUUUUUAUGCAAUAGAAAAAUAUCAUACUAUUCCCUUGAACACCCAAAAAAGAACUCGUUUUAUUUUAAGCAAUCUACUUACAAAUAUACAGGAAAAUGAAACUUUAUUCUCUACGUUGAGAACCAGUUCGGAUUCAAUAAAAGAUGCUUUGAAGACUAUCGUGAAUACAUUAUUCGAAUGGCGUUAUGAACUUCAUGAAGAUAAAUCAUUUUGUAUUCUAAAAAACUUAAUUUUUAAUUUAUUAUGGAAUUUAUGGUAUAUGGAAUUUGAUACAUUAAGAUAUCAAGGAAAAUACCAAGAACUUUUCAUUUUUCUUAGUGAUAAAAUUAGAAAUUUAAUUUUAAACACAUUUACGAAAAAGUAUAUUGAACUUGGAUUUAAAUAUGAGUCGUCCACAAGUCAGACAUUUUUACCUACUCUACCACUUACUAAUGUCAAACAAGAUAUCGCGCAAAAUUCUUCUAAAAAUUAUAUACAAAAUACCAAUGAAGUACAUGCGCAAGAAGAAAUUCAGCAAAAUGAGACAAAGGAAGACAUAAAACAAGAAAGUAAUAAUUUUAUAAUACACAAAAAUACUUUUAUUUAUUAAUAAUUUGUCCAUAAUUUAUGGAAAUAUAUUUACAAAAU
Daktulosphaira vitifoliae (grape phylloxera) is the source of this 1031-nucleotide messenger RNA. RefSeq lists its product as uncharacterized. The transcript is spliced from 3 exons. Bases 19 to 993 code for a protein of 324 amino acids. The record is from RefSeq and is a predicted model, not a curated record. Lineage: Eukaryota; Metazoa; Arthropoda; Insecta; Hemiptera; Phylloxeridae.